Olea europaea var. sylvestris is the source of this 1206-nucleotide messenger RNA. Its product is annotated as 14-3-3-like protein B. Bases 197 to 979 code for a protein of 260 amino acids. Gene Ontology annotation, cellular component: cytoplasm. Gene Ontology annotation, biological process: signal transduction. The transcript is spliced from 4 exons. The record is from RefSeq and is a predicted model, not a curated record. NCBI's taxonomy places the organism in Eukaryota, Viridiplantae, Streptophyta, Magnoliopsida, Lamiales, Oleaceae.
UUUCACUAGAGGACAUGAAGUCCUCCAUCUAAUGGCUAUCGUUCGUAGUGCCCCUUGAAAAUAUCCUAAAUCCCCUCCACUCCUCACAUUUCAAAACCACCAAAGCCCCUUCACACUUUUCCCCUCAGAUCUAAUUCACAUUCUUCCUUCCCCCUGCAUUUCCUUUUUAUUCCAGAAAUCCGGAUCACCAACCAUCAUGGCGGCGACGGCGCGUGAAGAGAACGUAUACAAGGCAAAACUGGCCGAGCAGGCGGAGCGGUACGAGGAAAUGGUGGAGUUCAUGGAGAAAGUAUCAGAGUCUUUGACGGAGAACGAGGAGCUGACUGUGGAGGAGAGGAAUCUUCUGUCAGUGGCGUACAAGAACGUGAUAGGAGCGAGGAGGGCGUCAUGGCGGAUCAUAUCGUCUAUAGAGCAGAAGGAGGAAUCGAGGGGGAAUGAGGACCAUGUCAGCACAAUCAAGGAUUACAGAUCUAAGAUUGAAUCGGAGCUUUCCAAUAUUUGCGAUGGAAUUCUAAAGCUGCUUGAAUCUAAGCUCAUCGUCUCGGCAUCUUCGGGUGAUUCGAAGGUGUUCUACAUCAAAAUGAAGGGGGAUUAUCAUCGGUAUUUGGCUGAGUUCAAAACUGGUGCUGAAAGAAAAGAGGCUGCUGAGAGCACCCUCACAGCCUACAAGGCUGCUCAGGACAUUGCCAAUGCAGAACUUGCGCCGACCCAUCCAAUUCGACUUGGACUGGCUCUGAACUUCUCUGUGUUUUACUAUGAGAUUUUGAACUCUCCUGACCGUGCUUGUAAUCUUGCGAAACAGGCCUUUGAUGAAGCAAUUGCCGAGUUGGAUACACUAGGCGAGGAGUCCUACAAAGACAGCACUUUGAUUAUGCAACUUCUUCGUGAUAACCUCACUCUAUGGACCUCUGAUAUGCAGGAGGAUGGAGCUGAUGAGAUAAAAGAUGCUCCAAAUCACGAUGAUGACCCACAACAGUAAGGGUAUUCGUCCUUGAAGGAGAUUUUCACUUUCUAUUGGUUGCUUUUAUUUGGGGAAGCUGAUUUUAUUCCUUUCCCUGCUAUUCUGGAUUUUAUUCUUAGAAAAGUUCUUUGUUACUGAAUUGUGCUUGAUUGAUAUAAAUGGCUCUCCCUUGCAGCCUCUUUUAAUUGUAAUAAUUUGAAGUGAAUAGUUACUUAAAUCGAUAAUAGCACCAUGAUUCUUUUAUA